Messenger RNA from Haplochromis burtoni (Burton's mouthbrooder), 6908 nucleotides. It is a transcript of the gene afap1l1a, whose product is annotated as actin filament associated protein 1-like 1a. The record is from RefSeq and is a predicted model, not a curated record. The coding region runs from base 3020 to 5281 and encodes 753 amino acids. Gene Ontology annotation, cellular component: cytosol. The transcript is spliced from 19 exons. Gene Ontology annotation, molecular function: SH3 domain binding. Lineage: Eukaryota; Metazoa; Chordata; Actinopteri; Cichliformes; Cichlidae.
GCACACCUCCUAAUUCAAUUAAAAACUGGGCGAACAUCUGGCUGUCUGGUUUACCUCAUUCUUUGUUACACGGAGUGGUGUGAUAAAUCCUGUGGUGAACGGUGAUCUCCUUUCUCAUCUGUGCUUCUUAACAUUAUGAAUCAGCUCUUUUUUUUUUCAAACAUGCCUGACUCAGCUUUGAUGACUGAGUUGGAUGGAGGUAUUUAGGUAACACUCACACGGCAUGAUGAUAACACUCAAACGCCACUGUCUCUGUACUGAAAACCCUAUCCUUUGACUCACUUAACAUGAGAUAAGAUUAUGCUUUUGCACACAAAAAAUAUGCUUUUCGUCUCCUUCAAAAACUUGCUGGGUCGUAUUGUUCGGCCGAGGAAGAAAGACACCUACACAGUGCAGUGUGCUUUCAUGUCAGAUCGGGUUGAGAAAUGGUUGUGUAUGCAGCAUCUCCAAAGACAAUAAGGAAAGGGGCUCUUCCAAGGAUAAUCCAUCAGUUUUCAGUAGAUACAGAUCUCUUGUGGAGUCACAGAUGGUACCGUCUUUUUUUCUCUCGAACUGCUUUAUCUGGCAUGACUUACAUCUUUAUGGUUCUCCUUUGUUUUGCACUGUGGACUUGACCAGUAGUUUUCAUUGUAAUAAACACUAGGUUUUGUUUUAUCAUUAACUGUGACUAUUUCUGCCCCGAAGGCUUUAGCUUUUCAAAAACCUGAGAUUCAUCGCACCCAGCUGUAAUAUGGUUCAAGGUGGUGUGAAUUUUACAACUUGGUGUGCUUUCACAUCCCUCCUCUAACAUCCACAGUUCUGUAUGGGGUCAGAUAUUUACUAUUGAGGUCAAAGUUCAGAUUUAGUCACUAUCAGAACGCGUUUUUUUUUUAGGCCAUAUCAGGCAGUAUGUGAGACUAUUUUGGGAAAAGCUGGGAAGCACCAUUUACGAGUGAGGAAGGGUCUGGCUUUUUUAUCAAUAGAUUUUAGAAGGAGCUCAUUAGUGCGGCGCUUUUCUUCACAAAUACAAUUCUGUGCAAAAGCAUCGAGCCACUACUCAUUUCUUUAUAUUUAACUUCCAAGAAGUCCGGUCCUUUUACCGGACCAUUUUUAGAGGAGUAGUUUUUGUUUGUAACGCCACUUAACACUGACCUAUGACUCAUUUAAGCAUAAAAAGACACCCAACUCAAGUGAUGAACCAGGGUUGUGUUUACUUACAACAAGCAAAUUAGCAAUUUAUUACUAGCAGCUAAUUACAAACAGAUGUAAUUUGUUCCCAUUCCUUUGGUUUAGCUGAAAACCUGUUGUAUGUCAGCAUGGUGUGCAGUGUGUCCUUAAAAAAAUCUGAGAAAACUACACAGGUGUAGGACAAAAUAGAAAUGACAAGCUUUAAAACUAUCUGCAACAGAUUAACAGUAUCUGAUUAGCAUUUUUGAGACAUGAAUCUGGCCCUUCAGUUGAUCCAUCUACUGUUUGCUUAAGCAUCAGCAGAAAGGCCUCAGAAUGGUGGCUGUUAUAAAAUCAUUCUUAAGGAAGGACAACUUGGAGAAAAGCCUGAGCAAAAAAUUCAUCCGCUUGAAUUUGAACACUCUUUGCUGUGGAACCAAUGCUAUGUUACUCUUUCAAAGAGAGGGAAGAAAGAAAAUAAAGCGAGACAUGGAAACAACUGUGUAUAGAAGAACUGCACUGAAAAUCAGAGGCAGAAGGUCUAAUGGAGUCCAUUCUUCCAUUUUCUAUCUGCUUAUCCAAUUCAGCUUAUCCCGUUGCAGCUGAGCCUAUCCCAGCUGUGCUAGGGCGAGAGGCAGGCUACACCCGGGACAGAUCACCAGUUUAUCACAGGGCUAACACAGAGAGACAGACAAACUUUCACACUCACAUUCACACUAUGGCCUGUGGUACCUGUGUUUUUGAGAAAUGGCAGCACCUACAUCCAAUUAUCCUAGCAAAUAUAAACAAAUGAGGGUUAUCUCAAUAGUUUUGCACAGUACUCUAUAUUGUUAUUAUGAAGUUGUGCUUUUUAUCAGCUACCAAAAGACAAAAAAACACACAAAUCUUUGUAUGAGUUAAAUAAAAAUUUACAACCUGUUAACUAGUCUCGAUUAGCACAGAUGGAUCUUAAAACCAUUCUCAUCUAAUUCUGAACAAAAAAGUGAAUGAGCUCCCCAAAUAGAAUCACAAUGGGGUGAUGAGGGGUCACACUAGGAUUCCAAACAACAGGUGAUCUUAUUACUUGCACGCUUAUGCUGUAACCCCAGUCUUGUGACAUCAUAAUGAUACUUGUCCAGUCUUGUGCAAGAGGCUUCUUAUAGUAAAAGCCUACACUUAGAAGAAGCUAGUGUGUCAUAUUGUGGUUGUGGUUGUGUAUUGAACUGUGUAUGCUUCAGGGCUGUUUGUGCCACGUUACUGCCAGUGUGAUUGAAGGCAGCAUGUUGCAUCGUGUUUGGCUGCCUGAUUCUGCCUCAAGGCAGCAAAUCCUCCACGUGUGACACUGAAAAGGUCUCAACUUGCCCUAAUGACUACUCCACAGAAUUUCCUAAAUCCUGCAACUUUUACUUGACAUGUUAAAAUACCCCUAUAAACUGGGGAUUUCCACAGGCAGCUAAACUGGAACCUGUUUAGUUUGUAGCCACUAGUUAAAAGUUAAUAAUGUAAAGAGAGAGGGAAAGAAUGCAAAAGAAUAAAGAAUGUGAGUUAGCUAUUAGUGUGUGUGUGUUUACACAGCAAGCCUUUCCCAGGUGCUAUACGAUCCCUAGGAUUACAGUGGAAGAAGGGGGAUCAAACACAUGCGCACACACGCAGAGCACCACCCCUGCCUCCCCCCCCCCACUCAAAAAAAAGGAACGAGAGGAGGGUAGACGGAGAGGGAGGUGCAGAGAGAUAACAGAUCAGAUGGAGGAAGGGAGAGGUAAAGGGAGUGUGAAUUCAGCAGAUGGUAGCUCACCUCCGCUACAGACUUCACAGGACAGAGCACAAAGGGUGUCUUUGAGUCUGGAGUAUCUCCUGAAGUAUCUCUUUUGUGUAUGAAUGAGCCAAUUAGAGAAUGGUGGGACUGUCAUCCACUGCCCGUGAAGCAAUGGAGGUGUUGGUGAGUGAGCUGGGCGUGCUGCUGAAGAUGCUGGACCAGGAGAACCUCAGCUCCACCACCCAGGAGAAGAAGACCUCAGUGCGGAACCUCCUGCAGCAGAUAGAGCCAUCAGUGUCAGGAACAGACUACAUCUACAUGAACUCAUCAGUGUACAGAAAUGGCACGAGCUUUGUAGAGUCUCUCUUUGAGACAUUUGAUUGUGAGCUUGGAGACCUAAAGGAUGUUUCUGAUGAUGUGAAAGAAAACAAGAAUGCACAAACUGAAACUUCGAUAAAGCAGAGCUGUGCCGCGCCACACUCAGCUGACUCGCCACCCCCGCUGCCCACAACCCCUCCUCCAGAGGAGUACUACGAAGAAGCAGUGCCCCUGGGCCCUGGCAAGAUGCCUGAGUAUAUAAUAACAAGAGUAAGGUCCAGCCCUCCUAACUCUAUAGAAGAUGGCUAUGAAGAUACAGAAAACCAAUACCCCACUACCUGCUCAAACCUACGUCGCAAAAACUCCUACAAUGAUUCUGAUGCUCUGAGCAGUUCUUACGAGUCCUACGAGGAAGACGAGGAAGAGAGGAGCCCGAGCGUCCGGCUUACUCAUCAGUGGCCCUCCGAUGAGAGCUCCAUGCCUCCUGCCAGGGACUGUCGCAUUUGUGCCUUCCUGCUGCGUAAAAAACGCUUUGGGCAGUGGGCCAAGCAGCUCACUGUCAUACGGGACAACAGGCUACAAUGUUAUAAGAGUUCCAAAGACAUGUCCCCCUACGUGGACCUGCUGCUGCCCCAAUGCACUGUAGUCUACGUCCCCAAAGACACCAAGAGGAAGCAUCACGAGCUUCGCUUUACCUUACCCAAUGGGGACGCGCUGGUGCUGGCGGUACAGAGCAAAGAGCAGGCCCACACGUGGCUUACGGUUGUCAGAGAGGUGAGCAGUCAGAGCGCAGCGCCCGAGGAAUCGGCAUCUCCUGUCAUUCUCAGAAAAUGUGAACUUGAUAAGAGGUUGUCUGCGGAGAGGAACACAUCGGAUUCAGACAGUGUGGGCGUGUCAGCUGGAGAGAACUGCAGAGAGAAUGGUAAGGUGAAACGGGGUCCUUUUGCUGCGGGGCGUAAGAUCACACGCAUCAUCAGCUUCUCAAAGAAGAAGUCCACUCGGACAAGUGACCCACGGACAUACAGCGAUCCUCGGCAAGGCCAUUUGUCAGUGCUGGUGAACCAGGUGUGGCGGGAGCAGUGGUGCUGCGUGUGCAGAGGUGCCCUGCACUUCUACCACGACAAAGGAGAUCCUCGGAUGUCUCUCCCUUCCCUUCCUCUCCACGGCUGCGAGGUGGUUCCGGGACUCGGACCCAAGCACCCCUUUGCCUUCCGUGUCUUACGGGACAGCACAGAAGUGGCUGCCCUAGAGGCAAGCAGCUCAGAGGAGCUUGGACGGUGGCUCGGUCUCCUCCUGGCAGAAAUGGGCUCUGCGACAGACCCAGAAUCACUGCAUUACGACUAUGUAGAUGUGGAAACCAUUGCUAACAUCCGUGAUGCUGCGCGGCAUUCCUUCCUGUGGGCUACUUCCUCCAGCAGCACCUCCACAGAUUCUAGAACAUACGACGAGGUACCUAACGAGGAUCUGCAGUCAGGAGAGAACCACAGGCAGCAGUCUGGGAAUACAGGGAAACGGCGCUCAAGUUUCUCAAGCAGCGACUCUGACAGAACCAAGCCAUUAGUCUCCCUGAAGCGAAUAGGCUCACAUACCAGCCAGUACGGGAGGUAUGGGAAAACGCGAGCAGAAGAAGAUGCCAAACGCUACCUCAGAGAAAAAGAGGAGCUGGAGAAAGAGCGAGAUGGCAUACGUAAUGCACUAGUAACCCUCCGACAGCAGAAGAGAGAGCUGAAAGAAGAGCUGAAGACAGCUGCAGAUAAGAGGAAGUCCUUCCUGAACAAGCGUGUGGCUCAGUUGGAGGAGGCCUGUCGAGCUAAAGAGGCAGAGAGGGUGGACCUGGAACUUCGACUGACUCAGGUCAAAGAAAACCUAAAUAAGAGCCUGGCAGGAGGAACCCUGGGGGCAUCAGCGGAGGCUAAACCUCCUGUUCAGGCUUCUAGCAAGAAGAUCCAGAAUAUCUACAGUGAUUCUUUACCAGUAAAUUGUGCCGCAGAGCUGCGUAGGAGGCCACCGUCUGUUUACGCUUCUUGUACUGGAACUGUCAUGCAGAAAGCAAAGGAAUGGGAGUCAAAGAAAGGAACCUAGGAGGACGAGGGAAAUAAUGCAUAUCUGGAAGAGACUUUGGACACUUUGUCUAAAAUUUGCCAUUUAUAAAUGAAAGUCAAGACUUGUUUCCUUUUUGGAUUCCUGAGAAACUGCAUAAACAGUAAUGAAAGAAAUCAGCCACUAGGUGGUGGUACAGCUUACUGAAUAUUUCCAACGACUAUUUACGGUCUGUAGCCAAGUAUUUUCACUUUCUGGAAAGGUGCAGUUUAAAAUUUUGGAAAAGGAAAACAAAAAAAUCAAGAAGGGUAAGUUCAGCAGAGAAAGGCAACAUAAAAGUAUGGAAAGCACUACAAAUGAAUAAAAUGUAGUGUGGAAAAGAGCCAGAAAUGUUUAAAGGUGUCGUGAGGGGAAAAAAGAAGGCCAAAGCAAUGUGACGUAUCGGAAGCUUUGAGAAUGAAAGACAGUUUAAGCCAUGAUGUGCCUUUUAGGUGACAUAAUCUUUUUUGUUUUGCCUGUACAUAAUGAGCGCCAACUACUGUUCUAUAUGUGUUUGUACUUAAAAUACUGUACAGCGCUUCAUUUCUCAUCACAAAGUGUGCAAAAGUUUUAGGCACAGUUUUCCAAGGUAAUUGGCAGGUAUGUUCCUCUGGGGGUUCAGGCUCUCUGAGUUGCAUCAAGUAAUCCCAUAGUGACUCUCUAAUCUUCAGAUAAUGCCAUCUGCUGCAGCAGUCUCUCUAUUUCUUGAUGUUUCUUUAAUGACUCCGCAGUGGCUCAUAUCCCUAAUGUUGCUACUCCUUUUAAGUGCCUAAAACUUUCUGUGCAUUUUUCUGCCUGAAGUCAGUAUUCGGGUACGUGCCAUAGAGGAUUCUGGGUAAAAAACAAAGUAAAUCCAUGCUUGUCCUGAUCACCCUCUUUGGCACACAUUUAAAUACAGCUGAAUACUUACAUUACAGAUCAUUGAGUUACUAACAAAGUGGUGCUAUAAGUGAUAGAAAUCUGUCUUUUCCUUUUAAUGAAAUCAUCAAAUGUCAUUUUAACACCUUCCUUACCAAACCUGUGGUCGCCUGUUGCACUUUACUGUUCUCGUACCCGGAUGAGGGAAUAAUAAAUGUGUGUCUUAUUUUCCCAAACAAUUCCUGUUUAAUUAACUUGUUACUAAGCACAGACUGAAUUUCCUUCUCAUAAAAUGCACCGACACAUUCCAGUCACUGAUGUAGGCUUUUAAUUUCACAUUGUACGACGAAACAUAAUCAUACAGUAUAUGGUCUCAUGCAAACAAUGCAUAGCAACCAACUGUGUGGUGCUGCUCAGCAUCCUAUUCAUUCUAAACUCUUCCUCAUUUGAUCUAUGGAUUGGUCAGUAGACAAUACAGGCUUUGCAUUACCACUCUUACAUGCUGAUGUGCUGGGAGCCAACUCUUUGCACACAAUCAAUAACGGCCUUUGUUGCAGAGCGUAGUCCUGACCAAUAGAUUUUUCGCCAUCCAAUAAAUAAGCUGUGUCAGGUCCGUUCGUAUUCAGACCAUGGCGACUGGUGUUGGAUCUUAAAUGAGGAGGUAGAGCAGCUUCAGGUUGGUGAAAUUAAGCUUUCCACGGCUUGGAAUGAGCACUUACAGAAAGAGAUAAUAAAGCCAGUACAGGAUAUUGACAAAGAGGAAUGCUGUGGG